CUACAGAACAGCACAUACACCCGUCAGGCACAGAAAAGUUCCCACCUUGCUUUCCUAAUCCCACCGCAGCAGCAGCAGCGCAUGAUGGGAGGAUGACCAGCCCGGGAAUCGCUGUGUGAGGCCAAUCAUCUGCCCUCACUAGUGACCAGCCCCGGGAGGGAUUUCCCGUGUGCCCCCGCCCCCUGUGCAUCGUCCCGUGUUGGAGUUACUGAUGCUGGCCGCUGAUGCCUAGCAAGGGCAGAUACUGUCGCCGCCGCCGCUACUGCUUCCUGCUGGUAGUGUGAGGAGGAGGAGGAGGACGGGUAUCUGUGCCGGGCUCUCAUACAUAUACGCAUCUGCAUGAGGCCUGAUCAGAGCUGUCAGCAGGAUUUAUCCCAUAUUCUGAACCAGGAGCACCAUAUUGUUUUUAAAAGCUUACGAAAUGCAGUCACUGAGUAGGCAGCCGGUGGGGGCAUCUGUGGAGAAGAGACAGCAGCGUCCGAUUGAGCAGCUCAUUAAUAAAACAAAGAAAAUGACUCUGUUUGUUGAGAACAAAAUACAAGUUUUAGAGGACCAACAAGACACAUAUCUCUUCAGAUAUAAAACUUACAUAGAAUUUUCUGAACAGUCUGCAGAUCCAAAUAUGGAGAGAAAACUGGAGAUACAAAACCAGCUCAAGCAGUUGAUCGAAAACCGCAAGGAAGUUCUCGACCAAAUAAAAGAACUGCUUGAGCACUGUGAAACUUUUCUCAGCAUUUUGGUACAAGAAAUAACCAUAUGGCAAAGGUUGUCUUGCAUUGGAGCUAACACAAAUAGUCUCGAGCAAAUAGAAGCUUGGGUGACUGAGAUUGUGAAAGUUUUCCUUCAGCUGAAAUGUCUCCUGGGCAUUCUUAGUGAGCUUUCAGAGAAGGUACCAUAUGAUGGGGACCCCCUGACUGACCCUCAACAGCUGAUGCAGAGACUACUUGCAAUGCUGCGCUGUCUUGUACAGAAAUCAUUUGUGGUGGAUAAGCAACCAGUCAUGACCGAACAUUUGAAUCAUCCCUUGGUAGUGAAAACACGCACACAGUUCUGUGUGAGAGCCAGACUCCUUGUGAAGCUGCCAAACCUCUGCCACAACAGGAAUGUCUCUUAUGUAUUAGACAAGGACCCUCCGAAUAUCAAAGGAUACCGCAGAUUUAAAUUAUCGGGGCCAGAUGCCAAGACCAUGGAAGAUUCCCAGCAAGAGGGAUUGGUGGUAGAGUACAAAUAUUUGCAACUGAAAGCUGAGCAAGCUGGGAAACGUGUAAAAGGAGGUAAAGGUGCGACUGAUGGUUCAUCUACUGUCAUGGAAGAGCUUCAUAUAAUUACCUUGAUGACGCAGGUUGAAUAUGAGGGUGUAAAUUUGAUUUUAGAGGCUGCCACGCUGCCUUUUGUGGUGAUCUCCCACCUCUCCCAGCUUGUAGGAGCGUUUGCAUCAGUGCUUUGGUUCAACUUACUGAGCUCAGACCCUAAGGAUGUGACUUUUUUUUCCAAGCCUCCAGCAGCCCCAUGGAGCCAACUGGCUGAGGCCCUCAGCUGGCAGUUCUCAUGCUGUACUGAGCGAGGGCUGGACUCAGACCAGCAGGAGAUGCUGAGAGAGAAGUUGUGUGGGAAUAUACCUCAAGAGGACUGCAUUGUGACAUGGAAGAAAUUUGCAAAGAAAAACAUGCCCAAAUGUGAAUUUACCUUUUGGGUAUGGUUUCAUGCAGUUGUGGACCUUGUGAAAACGCAUCUGGAAAACAUCUGGAAUGUCGGCUAUGUGAUGGGAUUUGUGAGUCGCAGUAGGGCGGAAGCUCUUCUGAAGACCAUGCAACAGGGUACUUUCCUGCUCCGCUUCAGUGAAAGUCUUUGUGAUGGAGGGAUUACAUGGUCGUACGUGGAUCAUCAGCCUCAUGGAACCUAUAAUAUCCAUUCUGUGGAUCCAUUCAAAAAGAAGGAGUUGAAGGAAAUAUCCUUUACUGAGUGCAUCCGCACCUACCAUGUUUUUCCUCAAGAAAACCUCAGAGAGAACCCACUUAAAUAUCUAUAUCCAAACAUACCCAAGGAUGAGGCAUUCGGGCCAUACUAUAAGCAAACAAGUAAAGAUGAACAAGGCUACAGAAAGCGCAGACUGAUUAUGGUUUCUGAAAGUCUCUCGAACGACUCCCAUGUUAGUACUGCUUCAGGAACACCCCUGCAUUACCCUGAAACUCCACAUAAUGACCACAGUAUAUCUGUCGAUGGGCUUAAAGUUACUAAAGAGGAUAUUUCAAUGGACCAGCUGCUAAAUGGGAGUCAAGAACAAACCAUUCUGGUAGACAGUGUACAAGACAAUAUUCAUAUUAUGCAUCCAAACACCAUUUUCGUUCCUUUCGGGGGAAGGACAGAAAGCAGUACAGAAAUGCACAAUGCUUGUGGAUGGAUACAAUCUGCCACCAUUCCAGUAAGCAGCAGUACAUCAAGUAAGGUGGACGACUCUCAGACUAGUAUUUCUUCAGGAACAACCCUGCAUUACACUGAGACUACACAUACUGACCACAGUAUAUCGGUAAAUGGACUUGAGGUUCCCACAGAGGAGGACCUUUCAAUCGACCAGCUCCUUAAUGAAAUACACAUGGAAGACUUUCUGAUGCAUCCAAACUUUGAUCCUAUGAUCUCAAGUCUGUCUGGGGAAUAUUAUGAACUGUCUUUGACAUCUGACUUUGACCAGUAGGACACAGCUGAAUGCCCUAUUCACCAACACCACUGCCCUCUGAAUGGGAGCUUAUUUCUACCCUCAUUUACUUUAUGCAUAUUGGAGAUUAAAUGUUUCAUUUUGGAAAAGUUAAAUGAGCUUUGUAGAGAGAAAAUGUAUUUAUAAAAGAACAUUAGAAUUAACGCCCAAGGGGCCCUGUGUACAGCGAAUGUGUCCUCAUACACCACGUUUUAAUACGUCAUGCGGCGCAAGAUAUCUGGCGUGACAGAGCCGCACUAACCAGUGUAGCGUAGCAACUUUUUAUUUAAAUUCGCAUCCUAGAUGUAGCGAACUACCACCCAACACGCCAGUCCAGGGAGUUUGGUAAAAAUAGUCUCAGCCAGUGGUGGUUCCAGAGGUGGGGCUUAAGCACAGUCCAAAAUACAAAUAGCGGAGCCACACCAACUGCCAGUGAGUCCCGGCCGGCUAUGUUUAGCAGCGUUGCGGGGGGGGAGCAGUUGGGUGGCUCCCGCUCUGGAGCCACCACUGUUCUCGGCUAUUUUUAUUUGCAGCAAAAGUAAAAAUAAAUCAAACAUAAAUCCUAGCCUGUCUGGCUCCGAGUAUACGGUAAGUUUCUCUCUUUAUGGGGGCUCAUGUAAUAGCCUGUCAGCCGUAAGUUUGCGGACAUUCUGGAGGGUCUGCCUAUAUUUUUAAAGCUGCAAUCAUUUUAAAGGCAAAACCAAACUACCUCAACUGGGCCUAAUGGAUGGAGCUCGCCCUCACUCUUCAUCUGUAACACCAAGAACCCUUAUCUGGCUUUUGACAAAUAUACCUGUCCUCAAACACAAUUCCAGUGCUUUUAUCACAGUAAAUAAUAGCUAUAUAAAUUUGAUUCAGUUAAUUAAAAUAAUAAAGUAAAAUACUAAGGGAGUUAUUCAAUUUGUCCCGAGGGUGCUGGGUGAUAAUUAUCGGCGCUGGGGGCUAUUUAAUUCCCCCCCGAUAAGCUGGCGCGUGCAGCGGCUUAUCGGGGGUUUUGCCUCACCUGCCUCCGGCAGGCGUAGCAAAAUGCCCGAUAACAGACACGUUUCAUCCGAAAACGAGGCUAUUUCACCCGAAAACACACAGGUUUCACUGAACCUGUGUGUAUACGGAUGAAAAAGCAGAUUUUACCGGCCGAGCAAAUUAAAUAGCCUGACCGCAGCACCCGAAGAAACAUCAGGGGUUUUUACUCCCGAUGUCCCUUCGGGCCAAAUUGAAUAUCCCCCUAAGACCGUUAAGUUGUUAAAAUGAAUUGCCACAAAACUGAGUUUUAAUUUAAAAUUUUUUUUUCCAAUGGCAUCUGCUGGACAUCUGUUCCAAUAGGGCAGUGGUACCCAGUCCUCAAGGAGCACUAACAGUUCGUGUUUUCCAGGUCACCUGUGGAUUUUUUAAAUGUGAGUUAGUCAUACACAGUGCACCUGCCGGGUGAAUUGGAAAAUGUGGACUGUUAGUGCUUCUUGUGGACUGGCUUUUGGAACCACUGAUAUAGGUAAUAACAAUCUGUCUUGAAAUAAAUCUGUCAAUAAGUGAAAUGACUGAUUAGGCUAGUGGGCGGCAGUAAUUGCCAUUCUGUAUCUCAGCAAUACUGUACAUAAGGUUGGAGAAACCGCUGGUCUCUCUGGCAUACUGUAUGAACGCUAUAUUAUGUAACACAAAUUUGGGAAUACCCUUCUAGGUGCUUCACCGCUUAAUAAAUAGACCGCUAACUGAGCAACUGCUCUUCAGCUGCCAUUAGCACUCUUGGUUUUUUGUAAGGUGUCUUGGGGCACUUUGCUUCAUAUGGUUCCUCCUACGACUUCUGAGUAAAUUUGGAACUCUGUGAACACAAAUCUAUAUUUUUAUACUCUACAGAAGCUUUGAAAAACAAUUAUUUUUUUCCCUUUCACGAGUACUGCAAAUUGUAGUAUUGUGCCACAAUCCAUUAGCUACAGAAAGUACUGUAUGUUUCCUGCAUUCUCAUAGAACUGUAGUUUACUAUCCACUGUAAGGGCCCGAUUCAUACCCGAUCGCUGCUUGUGUGAACUCGCAUGAUUAUCGAAUUACUGCGUAUGCACUGCAAUGCACAGGUGCAACGCCAAACAGUGACAGAAUGGCACGAAAAUUUCGAUCUUUAGGCGUAUGCAAGGUGAUUGACAGAAAGCAGGCAUUUGGGGGCGGUAACUGCCCAUUUUAUGGGUGUGUCAGGAAAAACGCAUGCGUUCCAAAGCAUUUUCAGGAAGGGUGUGUGACGUCCGCUCCAGACCCAAUCAGCCGGUUUGUGUCGCACUGUAGGAGUAAGUCCUGGGCUGCACACAGUCUGGAAGAAUAAUUCGAUGGUGAGUGAGAUGCAAACAGCGUAAACAUGCAUUUUCACACUUGCAUGGGCCGGGUUUCCACUCUCUAUGGGCAGCGGCUAUCUGAUCGCAGACCUCUGCAAAAACGCACAGCAGCGAUCAGGUCUGAAUUAGGGCCUAUGUACAGAAUGAAUUUCAAUUUUUAUUGUAUUACAAGUUACAACUGGUAAUAUUCAAAUUAAAUAAAACAAAUCUUAUGUCAUUAUA
Messenger RNA from Pseudophryne corroboree (corroboree frog), 5232 nucleotides. RefSeq names its product signal transducer and activator of transcription 2-like. Gene Ontology annotation, molecular function: RNA polymerase II cis-regulatory region sequence-specific DNA binding; DNA-binding transcription factor activity, RNA polymerase II-specific. Gene Ontology annotation, biological process: regulation of cell population proliferation; response to peptide hormone; defense response. The record is from RefSeq and is a predicted model, not a curated record. The transcript has 24 exons. Lineage: Eukaryota; Metazoa; Chordata; Amphibia; Anura; Myobatrachidae. Bases 422 to 2692 code for a protein of 756 amino acids.